Molecule: messenger RNA, 8119 nt
Organism: Dicentrarchus labrax (European seabass)
Lineage: Eukaryota; Metazoa; Chordata; Actinopteri; Moronidae
Gene: gjd1b
Product: gap junction delta-2 protein
Exons: 2
Coding region: 1137-2057 (306 amino acids)
Biological process (GO): cell communication
Cellular component (GO): connexin complex
Source: RefSeq, a predicted model, not a curated record
GGGGGAGGAGCAGAGAGAUGAUUCCUCUCCCUAAUCCUCUAGACACACGCUUGGUCUGGCUGCCUACUGGCUCAGAGAGAGAGACGGAGGCAGGUGGAGGGCGCAAGCAGAGAGAGAGAGUGAGAAACCAAGUAGGAAGGAAAAAACAAGAUGAAGGGAAGAGAGGAAAGGAGGGCUGCCUCUCGUCAACCACGCUGAGAGAAACACAGAGAGGGUGAGACAGAGAGAGAGGCAGCGAGGACAAGGGGAAACCAGCGACUCUCGCACGGUUUUCGAGCAGAGGGAAGGAGCAGGAGGAGGACGAGGAGGAGGGUGAUGCUUCAGUCCAGCGCUGUCUGAACCAAACCAGGAGAGAAGGAGAGGAGCAACAGAGAGGAGGAGAAAGAAUCCAUUGGAAAAAUAGCUGGAAGAGGAGACAGAGGGAAGGAAAGAGGAAGAAACAAAGAGGAUGGAGGAGCGGAGAACAAGCAGAGACACAGAUCCCUGGUUACUCAGGCUCACAUGAGUGUAUGGACCUGAGCCCGCCCAGAGUUACUACUGAUGCUGUCAAAGAACCAGUGUGUGAGGGCGGAGAGUUAGUGUGCGAGUGAUGGAUGUCUGUUUGCACAAACUACGGCUGCUCCUUGAAGCUCAGUAGAAGUAGAUGAGCGCUGGUGUCUAUGUGUGUUGGACCAGGUGUGUGUGUUUGUCAGUGUGAGACCAUAUGACAGACCAGCUGUUUAGGAGGUAAACAGGGUCAGCUGCACCCAGAGGAGGGGAACAAGCACGCUCAUCUGAGCAGGUGCAUAGACAAAGAAUUCCAUACUCUGAGAAACACGAGGGUGGGUUUGUGUACAGCUAGCGUAUAGACAAGCUUCAGUCCGACCAUCUCAGGUGCAGUUGGGGGCGUGUGUGCCUAAAAAAAGACAAAAGGCAGAUCACAGUAGCAACAAUAAGGUGCCACUGAGCUCCUUUAAGGUUGCUUUUGACUCCUCUUUUACACAAGCCACCUGAAGCCACUCCCUACCUCAUAUCAAUCCAACAAGUGGACUUGAAGACUCAGAGAACAGGGACUUUUAACACCAACACUGCCCUGCUGACUGGGAAGCCCCCCCACCUGAAUUUCUGUACCCAGUGGAUGCUUCCUAACUCCAACCAUGGGAGAAUGGACCAUCCUAGAGCGCCUCCUGGAGGCCGCCGUGCAGCAACACUCUACUAUGAUCGGAAGGAUCCUGCUUACAGUAGUGGUGAUCUUCCGUAUCCUGAUUGUGGCAAUCGUUGGUGAGACCGUGUACGAGGAUGAGCAGACCAUGUUCAUCUGCAACACCCUGCAGCCAGGCUGCAACCAGGCCUGCUACGACAAGGCCUUCCCCAUUUCCCACAUCCGCUACUGGGUCUUCCAGAUCAUACUGGUGUGCACGCCCAGCCUCUGCUUCAUCACCUACUCUGUCCACCAGUCAGCCAAGCAGAAAGACCGGCGUUACUCCUUUCUCUAUCCCAUAAUGGAGAGGGACUACGGGGGAAGGGACGGGGCUCGAAAGCUCCGCAACAUUAAUGGAAUUUUAGUUCAACAUGGCGGUGAUGGCGGAGGAGGGAAGGAAGAACCAGACUGCCUGGAGGUGAAGGAGAUCCCCAACGCUCCGCGGGGCCUCACCCACGGGAAGAGCUCCAAAGUUCGCCGUCAAGAAGGGAUCUCCCGCUUUUACAUCAUUCAGGUGGUGUUCAGAAACGCACUGGAGAUUGGCUUCUUGGCGGGCCAAUACUUCCUUUACGGCUUUAGUGUGCCUGGGAUUUUCGAGUGCGACCGCUACCCGUGUCUGAAGGAGGUGGAGUGCUAUGUGUCCCGCCCCACAGAAAAAACGGUUUUCCUGGUGUUCAUGUUUGCGGUCAGCGGCAUCUGCGUAGUUCUCAACUUGGCCGAGCUCAACCAUCUGGGCUGGCGCAAGAUCAAGGCCGCCAUCAGGGGCGUGCAGGCCCGCAGGAAGUCGAUCUGUGAGAUCAGGAAGAAGGACAUGGCGCAUCUGUCCCAGCCACCCAACCUGGGACGCACACAGUCCAGCGAAUCAGCCUAUGUCUGAUGAUGAAGAGCAGAAGAAGAGGAGGGGUGGGAUGAAUGUGCAAGAGAGAGAAUGAAUUAAUUAUUAUUUUAAUUUAAAAGAGAUGGUGUGGUGGUCAAACAAGAUGACCCCUCCUCUGCGAUGAUGGAAUGAAACAGAAUGUAAAAAGACCAAACCUCCGGCUCAGUCAAGAAAGAGUGAAGGAGAUCAUUAAAAAACAUAGAGGGUGAAAGAGGACAUAAAGUUCUGCAAAAGAACGUAAUGAACAUUUGGUCUCGUGGGAGGAUAUUCAACUGCCAUUUUAUACUUUUGUCUUUUUUUAAGUAAUUACCGUCUCCUCUGCUCCUCAUUUCUUUUAAAGAGAGGAAUUAAAUCCUCAAGAGGCUGGAGAAGGAAGGACUAGAAAUGAGAAGAAGAGGGGAAGAGAGAGGAGAACGGAUGAGAGGCUGUUUUGUAUUCUUUGGGGAUAUUGGAAGAUGACAAUGGUGUUUGAUGCAUCCCAUGGUGCUUUUCUUCUGGACUGUGUCAGCCUCGAUGAAAAAAUUGAGGACAGGAUAGGGGAUGGGACGGGGGAAGAUGAGCAGAAACAUUAAAAAAAAAGGAACGGAAGAACUGUCAAAGCCAUGACAGACUCUGGAGAACAAAGGUGAGUUUGUGAGUAGAGAGAGAGAGAGAAGGUAGGUGGGAGACAUCAUGCUCUGAAAAAAAAACAAGAUACACCCGAGGAGGGAGAGAAGAGAGGGAACGUUUUUCUUCCCUACGCCGGAGACUCGAGGUCGAGAAAAAGAUCUGCCUCUGAGCAGUGUCAACCUCGCCUCUGUUGGAACAUCGUCACAGGCCAAAACCAAGAGAAAAAGACUGACGAUGUUUAUGUUUUGUCUCUUGGCAAAAGAUGAUUUUAACACAAACACAGCGAGUACCAUAAACACUUUUUUUCUUUCCUCUCCCCUAUCUCUCGCUCUCUCUGCUCCGUGGUUGGCAGCUAUAUAGACCCCAGGGGCUUCGGAUGACAGUAAUGACCAUCGCUGCUCCCCUUCUGUGUAAACUUUGGAGAGGAACUAAUGAACAAAUGGACAAACAGAGUGUAAACGUCAGUCUCUCCUGAAGCACAAACCAAACUUCUCUCCUUCCAGCAUUCCAGUGUGCUGAGAGACGAAAGGAGAGACAAAGAGAGGAGAAGGCAGAAGAACAGGAGCUUGUAGAGGAGGGGAACAGAUCACUUUAUUACAACUUUAAACAAAUUUUUAUAAAAUAUACCACCAUGAGUUAUGAUUUUUUUUUCUUUUUGAGAAAGCGAUGGUGCCAUCCUUGAGAUAUUUAAUUAUUGUUGAAAAGUAACAUAGAGUAUAUCAUGGUAAUAUUAUUUAUCCAUUUAGAAUAUAUCCAAAUAGAUUUAUUUAUCUUUGCGGGCGGGUUGGUUGGGACAUCAUGUUGCUGUUUUUUCAAAUGUAUAAACUGUCUGUCUUUUUUCAUUUUUGUUUAGUUUAAAGCAUUUCUAACGGAUGGAACUGAUAAAUGACAUGUAUGGGGAGGGAAGGGAUAAGUUUGUGAGCUUUGUUUUGAAACGCAUUGAAGCUGUGCAGCUGAUUGUAUUGGAGUUGGAACUGUUGAAUAAAAUCUAUAUUUUACAAUUGUUACUUAAUUGCAUUCAAAAGUCAGAACAAUGCAGCUGUUAAACACAACAUCUUUACGUCUUUUCUACAGCGAGUCUUGGUUUUCUUCAAAAUCACCUGCACAGCUUCAGGCAGUUGAGGCCUGUGAGCCAUUUGAAAAAGGCAUGUUUACAUGACGCAGUGUUUUUUGAAUGAUCAAGCUAUGUAACCGAUGAGUAGUAACUCUCUAGGGACAGUUGUGUUUUUGAAUCUCAGUGGUUUUCAUUUUGCAUUUCUUUCCUGACUGGAUUUCAACAUGCAUGCCUUGUAAGAGAAAAGACUGACACGAAAGAAAAAGAUAAAGAUGACAGAGAGUGUUGCACCUUGAUUAAUGCAGGCGAGUGGGAGAGUGGCAGACUGAAGGAACGCAUGUUGGAUUAAAGGCUGCGUUGCUGGACACACUGACACAUACACAAGUGCAUAAUUUAAAACAGGGAGCUAUCGCACUGCGAGCCUGUGAAACCAGACAUAGGGACAGUUCAGUGGACUACAUGUGGCUUCUUUUAAAAGAAAAUUGAAUUAUUUAACUGACAGAAAAACACACACAGAAACACAUUGGAGGAACAUGAUGUACUCCUCUGUGUGGUGGAUGCUUGGGUAACUGAGACAAGCCAACCCAUGCACAAAGCAGUUCAUGUUUCAACUGAAAUUUAAAUCAGUUCCUGUUUAUUUAUCCUAUUGUAGAGACCAAGAUAUUGGAGUGUUUGCAGGUACAGUGACAAUCAGCUAAUUGAGGAAAAAUCCACAAAUGCUUCUUAAACCCGUCCUCAACAUACUGCAGAAGAUCAGUGGUCAGUGCUUUAGCCCUGGCAUUGAGGCGUGUCAACAGAGAAUCUUGAAUCUGAAUGGCCUUAUGUAGCUCAACACUGUAGUAGCUUAGCACUGCCACGCUUACAAAUACACACGCACCAAAAAACGCAAAUUAAAAUAUGAUGAACAUUUUAAGUGCAGCUUUAACUUGUUCACUAGAGCUGCUCUGGAAAUACUUUGACACAACAUGACAGUAAGUGAUACUGUGUAAGCCCCUUUAAAACACACGUUAGCCAAGGCUCUUGGAGGUCUUUGAGCAACAACAGCAGCUAAUGUAGAAGAAGAAAUCCCCCCCAACUCUCUGUUUCUCCAUUCACUCCCACUGCCAUAAUCUCUGUGACUCUUACAGGUGAUUAUCCCCAGAUUUAGACUCCACUGAGGAUCUCUAUGGCGCUCAGUGGGGUCGGUGCAGACUACUGUAUGCACUGGGAAGGACAAAUACACUGACAGGAAACGCCAGAAUGCCUAAUAAUAGAGGUUGAGUCAUGGCUUCCCUUAGUUACUGAGACCCCGUGCUUAUUGCGAAGACUUAAUUGCUGACCUGGAGCUUAAAGGACAAGCCGAUGUCCUGUACUAUCAGCAGCUCCUGCUGGACAGUCACUGCAGGAUAGCACGGAUCUAAUCUCCGCAGAGCACAGGUCAAUGCUAGUGUGAGGCCUAUUUUCCGUGAAUAGUGAGAUACAAACAGGCUGAACAUACAUUCAUUCUAGGAAAAAAAGCAAAUGUGACUGUGAGAACAGCAGUUUGAGUUCCUUUUCCUCCUCCUGGAUUCUGUUGUUAUGUCUGGUUUCAUUCAGAUCAGUAAAACGUACACACACAAUGCGAGGACGGAGAGGGCCAUAAAUGUGUCCUGGUUUGCUUUGGCUAACAUUUAUCCAGCAUUCAUUAGUGAUUCACGACGUAUACAGUCAGUCGGUACAUCACUUUUUCAAGUAAAAGCAGGCCCCAGUUCUUCCAACAGUCCACUACUCCCCACAGUCUACUUUUCUAUUUGUCAAUGUGAAAUGAAUUAUGCAACUUAUUUUUUUCUCAUUUGCUUAUCUUUUUGACUUGUGGAUUCAUUUUGUUGUCUGUUGCUCUUUUUGUGCAGUGACAUAUCAAAAAAAGAAAGAUGUUUUUUCUAUGUAAAGGAACAAAAAGUUUUUUUUUUUUUUUCAAUGUGUAAAAUCAAGGGUAGAAUGUUGAAAUAUAAGACUAGCAGAAAAAAAUAUAUUUCCUCCCUUGCCAAAGUGAUAUGCAAAAUUAAUUUUCAAAGAUUUUUUAACUGCAUGUGUAAUGGCUAGAAUAAGCAUGUUUCUAUGUUUUCUUCAACAGAAUCUUUAAAGAAAGACUUUUUUUAGUCCAAACUAUGGAGCGAAGCUAUUACGUCUUGAUGCCAAGUGUAUAUUAAUUACCCAGUUGUUCAGACAGUACAGAGCCAGGCAGACAAUACCAACUCAGUGAUGUUAAAACUUCCUAUUACAGCGUAUCAGUCUCAGUUUCACCUCCCAAAAGAAUCUGAAAACCACUACAUACAGUGAAUCUUCUACUUUAAGAAAUUUGCACUUGAAUAUAUACCUUUAUAAUCUAUUAUAGAAGAUGUUUUGAAUCUAUAAGCAAAUCAACAAGCAAACGAUCUACUGUAAAACACAGGGUACACAGGAAUAUAAGCAUACAGGUUAAAGACUGGCACCAUGAGAUGCCAGACGCCACAACAUUCCAGGGUUUAGCCCCCAGCACAAUGUGUAAUUAACCUGCAAUUUACAGCCUCUUUAAUGUGUUAAAUAUGAUUAACUCCUCAGUGAAGCUCCUUAUGGACAACUUAUUGGGGUACAGUACACUGACAGCAGACUCAGGAAAGAAAACAAUGCUGAUCUUUUACACCAAUCUUUUCUAGUAAAAAUGCUGUUUCUACACACAAAACACACAAAAUCGCUUUUAUAGAAAUGGCAUUACAACAUGUCAGCAUACUUUCCAUUUACCAUCUUACCUUGUACUGUAAAGCCCACCCAAGAAAAUUGUCUUCAAGUCUGAUUAUUUACCCGUUGGUGCUAUUGAGGUUGGACUCUUUACCAAAAACGUGAAUUCUGAUACAUUCCCUUGUCUUCAGCACACUACUGCCCCACAUACAACAGGUCAUGUAGCAAUGCAGGUCUCUUUAAAAAUCAAGCUCUUACUCCUGACUGUUACUAACAAAUGGACAUGUCCGCAAAAUCCUACAGCAUGCGACUCUCCACAACCUCUAUACUGCAGAACAGUAGCAAACAAUUCGAUCCCUCAGGAAUGCAGCAUGUGAUUGAGCUGUUUCAUUCAUUAACACAGAGCUCACUGAACUACCACAUUAUUCUUUAUACUGCUGCCUAAAGGACCUUAAAUGAAUUUAGUAAUCACAUUAUGUAGCCAAUCCUAAGGGCUGGUUGGUGUCCCUUGAAUAAGUUACGGAAGCACCUCUCUUUUUCGUUAAAGGGCUUCUUACUUAUGACAAACUGAAAAGCCAUAGAUUUAAAAGAAGAAAGAGAUUUCAAACUUUACUUGGUGCAUUAGUUUGAAAGAAUACAACGUGCACUCCUGGGCCAAGAUUAAUCACGUUCAUGUGUAGUCAAUUAGGCGAUCAUUUUUGCAUUCAAAUUGAAAAUUAGACAUCUUGUUUCAAGUGAAAAGCUUUUUACUCUUUUUAAUUGAAUGAGAAAAAUGUAAGUUAUAAAGCUCCUUUUAUCCAGAUGUCUGCUUUAAUUUUCAUUUCAUUCUAAAAUAAAAUGCUCCCUCCUCCCCCCUCCAGCACUGUCUGAUACUGGUGCUGCUGUCCUGCGGGCUGGAUUAUAACCAUUUCAGGGUUCAGAGAAGGACCUCUCAACCUCUCACUAAUCUGUCAUGAUAUCAAUCGUGAUUACUUCAUCUAAUUACACUGAGUGGCAGAUACAGGCAGAGUGGAAUUUAAACCACUUCCGGAUUUGACCAAAUACCCCCCACCCGUGCAUCGCUCUGCAAUCACCUACUGGCAGCAGGUUUGUGGGCGUGAGAUUAUGACCUGAGAUAGCUCCAGUUUGUGUCUUUAAAAUUCAUCAUUGCCAGACUGUUGAUUCAUUUAAAUUGAACUGGAAAAGGGGUGGUCAUGAACAAGUGAGACAGAGGAAGAGAAUACUUAUGGUUUGCCUCUCACCUUUCCACUUCUCCCCCAGCACCUCAUGGGCAGGCACCAGGUCACCUUUACUUCAAGAUGUGUUUCUGUAAACAGUGUGAGAAGCUAAAUGUUACAGUGAGAGGGGUGAAACCUGAAUGGUGUCAGAGGAGUGGGGGAGCAACGUCAAAUUUAGCCAAUAUUUGGCAUCCUAUAGUGGUAAUCAAUAUUUAAAGGGUUAGAAAGGGAAAACAAUUCAGUAUCUUAGUCCUAGAAACUUGUCAUUCUUCAGCAUAGCUUCUACUGUGACAUCUGUAUGGAUGUGAAAGCAUGGACUGAAAACAGGAACGAUGAAACAAACACGCAAACACACUUCACUCUUUGUAAACUAAAAAUCUGUUGUUUCCGACUGCAGAUUUUAUGAUGUACCUGACGGACCUUCGUUGAAGGUUCACUGUAUAUUUCUGACUGGUGUACUGUAUGUAAAGACUGAAUAAAACCUUGAAUGUUACAUCAAGCCUGAA